Dovyalis caffra is the source of this 423-nucleotide messenger RNA. Lineage: Eukaryota; Viridiplantae; Streptophyta; Magnoliopsida; Malpighiales; Salicaceae. The record is from the annotation of a GenBank genome assembly.
AUGAUCAAGCUUAAAAAGAUAGGAUUUGGGUUGUGUGGUAGUUGGAUGGCAGCUACUGCAAUUAAAUCUGGGGAAUUGGUGACUUUGGAAGAACUGAACCCAUCGUCCCCUUUUUUCAAGCAAGGAGCCUCGCUUAGAGUCACUGGAAAGCUACAAGAGUAUACUGUGGAGACAGCCAUAGCUGUAGUUGCUGAUGGAAAUGCCACCCUUAAGAUUGACACUCAACACUUGAGAGACAUCAGCUUUCGAAUAGGCUCCAUCUACCAGUUUAUUGGCGAGCUUCUCAUCCAACCUGAUAAUGAGGCAAUCUUGCAAGCACGGGUGGGCAGAAUUGUGGAUGGCAUUGACCUUAGACUCUAUCAUCAGUCUCUGCAGCUAUUAAGACAGUUCCAAGCAGAUCACCUCAACAAUUCAACUAGUUAA